AUGAAUAAAAAAUAAAAACUUUUUUUAUCUCAUCAAGUAGAUUUGGGUAUCAAAUAGAUUGAAGAUAUCUUUAAACCUUUAGCAACAGCUGCUUGUACUGGUAGUGAGUUUAAUUUUGAAGAUAAAUUCUCAUAAACAGCUACAUCAUCAAAAUUUAUGAAACCAAAUUCAAUGCACGGUAUUAGAAAUAUAUUUGAUGGUAUUAAUUUAAAAAUAUAUAAAAAGAAGUGAAUAAUGAAGAAAGAAGGAAAUAUAUUGAUAGCUAAAUUGGACCUAUAUAUGAAGAUGAUAAAAAAGAAAAGAUUGUAAAAUGGUCAAUAGUUGGGAAACCUGAAUAAUUUUUAUCAGUAAGAAAUAGAAAUAGAUAAAAAGUUGUAAUUAAAUAAAAAAAAGGAGAUUGUGAUGAUUCUUUUUCAGAUGAUCUUCCAUCAUCAAGUAAACCAAUUAUGUUACAAUAAUCUUAAUCAUAAAUUUCAGGAAUGGGAUAAUAAAAAAAAACACCUAAAAAACCAAGAGGUGAAUUUAAAAUGUUACCACGACAAGAUGCAUUAAUUAAAAUGGUAGAUGCUAAAAAAAGAAUAGAAAAUAAUUUAAAAGAUAAAAUUAAGUUUGAAUAAAACCUUCCACUUCAUUUACAAAAUGCUGUCACAAGAGAAAAACGAAUAUUAGAUAAAUUUGAUAUGUAGUAAGAGAAAUGGGAAUUUUUUAAUAAUUAAAUUGCAUCAAAUUGUGAAAGAAAUCCUUUAAAUACUAUCAUGAUUAGAUCAGAAGAUUAUAGAGGUAAAAACCAAAAAAUUAACAUAAUUGAAUCUUUAAAAAAUGAAGAUGAAAAAUAUAACAAUAGAUUAUGGUAUAUGAGAUUAAGAUGGUAUGAUAAUAAAGAUGAUAGACCUCCUUUUUCUUUAAUAACAUCAAAUAAAUAAAAAAGUCUCCCUUUGUCAAGUAGAUUAGUAAAUCGAUUUGUUAAAGAUUAAGAAGCUGAACAAUUAGCUAAUUAAGAAAAAUUUGUAUUAUCUGAUAUCUAAAGCAAUUUCAAUACCAAAAUUAUAGAAAACCCAUAUUAAUAAGUUGAAAAAGUGAUUACAAAUAGUAUAUUAAAUACUAAUAUAUUUAGUUAAACAUAGCAAAUUAUACAGUAAAAAGUUGGAAAACAUGUUUACAGAUAAAAUUAAAGAUAAACCAAAAAAAAGAUUUGUAGAUACAAAUCAGUAUCUUGAGGUUAUGGGAAUUAAUGUUUAUAAUAAAGAACUCGAUUUUAUUCGAAAUAAUAAAUAACAAGAAUACUAAUACUUCGAAGAAAAAUAGGAUGAAUAAGAAGUUUAUAUAGAUAAUUGGAAUUCUUAACAAUUAGCUAAAACAGGGCAACCAUUAAAAUAUGAAUUUUAGUGA
This is a messenger RNA of Paramecium sonneborni, 1389 nucleotides long. The record is from the annotation of a GenBank genome assembly. NCBI's taxonomy places the organism in Eukaryota, Ciliophora, Oligohymenophorea, Peniculida, Parameciidae.